AUGCCGCUGAGAUUCGGCCCCCAUAACGGGCAAGCAUCCCAUCAACAGCAACUCCAAGCCCAACAUCCCCAGCUGCAGCUGCAUCACGGCACCCAGUGGUAUCCGUCCGCUGCUGCUCCGCCCAUGCCGCCCACCUCAUCGUCCCUGUCCUGGGGUUCGGGUUUCCUCGCGCCCAUGUCCACUUACCGAAGCCAGAACUAUGCUCACAAACCAACUUUAGAAGGCGUCGGCCGCUCGGGAGGCUACCAACCCAAGGUUCGUGUCACGGAGCGAUAUCGCAUCGUCGGCUUCAUCAGCAGUGGCACCUACGGCCGCGUCUACAAGGCUGUGAACCGAACCAACAUUGUCACGAGCUCCAACGGCACACCCGUGGCCGCGGGACACGAGGUCGCCAUCAAAAAGUUCAAGCCUGACAAGGAAGGGGAGCAGGUCAGCUACACAGGCAUCUCCCAGAGCGCCAUUCGAGAAAUGAGCCUCUGCAGCGAGAUAAACCACGUCAACGUCAUCCGCCUGAUCGAAAUCAUUCUCGAGGACAAGUGCAUCUUCAUGGUCUUUGACUACGCCGAGCAUGACCUGCUCCAAAUCAUCCACCAUCAUACUCAGCAGCCACGCCAUCCGAUCCCACCCGCAACCGUCAAGAGCAUCAUGUUUCAGCUGCUCAACGGCUGCCACUACCUACACACAAACUGGGUGAUGCACCGCGACCUCAAGCCCGCCAACAUCAUGGUCAGCUCGUCCGGCGCCGUCAAGAUUGGCGACUUGGGCCUGGCGCGACGCUUCGAUAAGCCGCUGCAUUCACUAUUUAGCGGCGACAAGGUAGUCGUCACGAUCUGGUACCGCGCACCGGAGCUUAUUCUCGGCUCGUAUCACUACACGGCUGCCAUCGACAUGUGGGCCGUCGGCUGCAUCUUUGCCGAGCUGCUCUCCCUGCGGCCUAUUUUUAAGGGGGAGGAGGCCAAGAUGGAUAGCAAGAAGACGGUUCCCUUUCAACGCAACCAGAUGAUGAAGAUCAUGGAGAUCAUGGGGGCACCCACCAAGGAGCGCUGGCCGCUGCUCGCCACCAUGCCCGAGUACGGUCAGCUCAACGCGCUGCAGACCAGCAUGGCCGCGCAUCAUGGCCGCCACGCGCAUCACCACGGCCACCAUGGCGGUGCCGGCCCGCCGCCGCUCGCCUCCAACCUGGAGAAAUGGUACCAAAAUACCACUGUCAACGCACCCAGCAGCAACAACACUUCCUCCGGCGCCUCCACCUCGCUCAGUUCCCUCGGCCAGGACGGCUACCGCCUGCUUGCCGGCCUGCUCGAGUACGACCCCGACCGUCGCCUCUCUGCCGAAAAGGCCCUGCAGCUGCCCUUCUUCAGCAGCGGCGACAAGGUCACGGCGAACGCCUUUGAAGGCCUCAAGGUCGACUACCCGCACCGUCGCGUCAGCCAGGACGACAAUGACAUCCGCACAAGCAGCCUGCCGGGCACCAAGCGAAGCGGCCUUGGCGACGAUUCACUGCUGCGUCCGUCGAAACGAGUCAAGGAAUAG
This is a messenger RNA of Cordyceps fumosorosea ARSEF 2679, 1533 nucleotides long. RefSeq names its product Serine/threonine-protein kinase domain protein. NCBI's taxonomy places the organism in Eukaryota, Fungi, Ascomycota, Sordariomycetes, Hypocreales, Cordycipitaceae. The record is from RefSeq and is a predicted model, not a curated record. Gene Ontology annotation, biological process: protein phosphorylation. The transcript has a single exon. Gene Ontology annotation, molecular function: cyclin-dependent protein serine/threonine kinase activity; RNA polymerase II CTD heptapeptide repeat kinase activity; ATP binding. Gene Ontology annotation, cellular component: mediator complex; nucleus. The coding region runs from base 1 to 1533 and encodes 510 amino acids.